UGCCCGUCCAAUGUCACGACUAUUGGAGAGUCUGCUUUUGAUAGAAGUGAAAAACUAAAAGAAAUUGAUUUCACCGAGGCGACUGCGUUGGAAACGAUUGGAGUUGGUUCCUUUUUCAAGUGCGCUAAUCUUCUUGCUUUCAAGUGCCCAUCCAAUGUCAACACUAUUGGCGCAUGGGCCUUUGGGGAAUGUGAAAAUCUGAAGGAAAUUGAUAUCACGGAAGCAGCUGCGUUGGAAACGAUUGGAAAUAAUGCCUUUUCCAUGUGCCCAAGUCUCUAUUUCGAAUUUGUGUACGAAAGGGAAGAUCAAGAAAUCACAGAAAUCAUCAAACAAAUUAUGACGAAGUUGAUUGUGCGCGGGUCUCAUGUAGAGACUAUUAAAGAGGAGGCCUUUGCGGAAUGUGAAAAUCUAAAGGAAAUUGAUUUCACCAAUGCAACUGCGUUGAAAACGAUUGGAAGUGUAGCCUUUUACAAGUGCCCUAGUCUCCUUGCUUUCAAGUGCCCCUCCAAUGUCAAUAUUGUUGGAACUGCUGCCUUCAGGGGUUGUGAAAAUCUAAUGGAAGUUGAUUUCGCCGAGGCAACUGCAUUGGAAACGAUUGGACUGAAUGCCUUUCACAGUUGUUCAAGCCUCCUUUCUUUCAAGUGCCCUGCCAAUGUCACGACUAUUGGAAACGGAGCCUUUGGGUGGUGUGACAAUCUAAACAACAUUGAUUUCACCGAGGCAACUGCGCUGGAAACGAUUGGGAAGAACUCUUUUGAAGUAUGUCGUAGUAUCCUUGCUUUCAAGUGUCCAUCCAAUGUCAACAAUAUUGGAAAGGAGGCCUUUUACGGUUGUGACAAACUAAAGGAAGUUGAUUUCACCGAGGCAAUUGCGUUGGAAACGAUAGAAGAGUUGGCCUUUUCCAGUUGUUCAAGCCUCCUUGCUUUCAAGUGCCCAUGCAAUGUCAAGAUUAUUGGAAGCAGUGCCUUCAAAAGUUGUAGAAAUCUAGAGGAAAUUGAUUUAGCCGAGGCAACUGUGUUGGAAACGAUUGGAAGGGAAGCCUUUCGAGAAUGUACUGGGCUCCUUGUUUUCAACCGCCCAGGCAAUGUCAAGACUAUUGGAAUUUUUGCCUUUGCGAGUUGUGCAAAUCUUAAGGAAGUUGAUUUCACCGAGGCAAUUGCGUUGGAAACGAUCGGAGAUCAAGCCUUUGCCUAUUGCCCAAGUCUUGAAAAGGUUUACCUCGCUCCCAACGUGACGGUUAUCGGGAAGGGUGUCCUCGAAGAAUGUCCCAAUCUCAAUUUUUUGAAGAUUCCCGGUUUUAGUCCAGCGAUUCACAUUCGAUUGUACACGCAACUUGAUGAAGAUCAAAGAAGUAAUGUGUGUAUUACUUUGGAUGAUAUACUAUCUGUCUAUGUUUUGAAUCCAAUAAAGAAAUCGGAGUUGGUGGAAAACUCGGGGAAAGAAGUAUCGAUUCUUGGCCAAGUCAGAGCAAGAUAUAUUGACUCCAUGAUGAAGAGAGCGAUGCCAAUUUGGUCCAAUCACUAA
Molecule: messenger RNA, 1524 nt
Organism: Cylindrotheca closterium
Lineage: Eukaryota; Bacillariophyta; Bacillariophyceae; Bacillariales; Bacillariaceae
Source: the annotation of a GenBank genome assembly